UGGGCGCAGCAGCCGACAUGGCCGCUGAAGAUGCAACAGGUGGAUCAGUGGAAUCCUGCAACAAGAGCUCAACCAUGCAAGAUAUUGUGGCUGAGGUGCAGAGCUUAGCGGAACAGAGUAACAUCAUAAAUAGAACCCCUCACCUUGAUUUAAACUGGUAUCUGAAGUUUUCUCCCGGUGAGCCAGAGAUCCGAUUGGUACGAACUGUUCAGCAAGUUCUGGCUUGUCGAUACCAACCAGCUCAGCUCAGUGUCAGAGCUAUGGCCGCACAGCUGGAGGAGGCAGAGGAAUACAGGCGCUUGGUGCAGGAACAGGUGGCUGUGAUGAAAAGCGCCGGCGCUACGGAGGCUUCUGGUGCAAAUGACUCAAAAAGCGCUGAAGGACAGUGGACCGCCGCGCUGCUGGAUGCUUCUGCUACAGUGCAGGUCAAAGUGGCGCAGCUGGAUCAAGUCAGGCAGUAUCACAGACUCCUGAAGAUGACUCGAGCUUUCCUGGAGGUUCUGGCUGCAGAGAAAGAAAAAGCCAACCUGAAUGCUUUGGGAAGCAGUGCCCUCCAAGCCAAACAGCUCGGCGCUCUGCUGCAAACCAUGGAGCAGAAGAAACACGUAAUGGAGGAGCUGCUUCUGCUCAGUAGCCAGCUGUCAGUCCACCUGAGUGACGCUGAAAGCUCGGGCGCUCUCCUGGCGCAGCUCGGAGACGUCCAGGAGGAAUGGAGGCUUCUGGAAGGAAGUAUCAAAAGAGCUCUGCGGCACGCCUCCAACUCCACCUGCCAGUCCUCGCUCCUUCUGAAAGAGUCCCAGCUGCUGAAAGCCAAACUUGAAGCUCUUCAGAUAUCCAACUGUGAAAACCUUGACAGCAAAAAUGUCUUAGAAAUCGUCUGUCUCACCACAGAUCUGAAACUGUACAACCAGCUUUAUCUGCAUUUACAGUCGCAGUCAGAUUCCCUCAUCAGUUUUUCUCUGGGUCAAAAAGAAAAAGAUGAGAUCAGACGCAGUCUGCAGGGUUUAGAGGCCUUCCUCAGCGUCACCAAGAACAAAGUGGACUCUCUCACAUUUGACUGUGGCGUCAAUCUUUCGACUAAACUCAACAAACAACUUCAAGACUUGAUCAUAUGGGCCAAACAAGCAGAGAACCACAUCUCUGUAGGGGAAAGGUUGGCGCUUUUCCCAGAGGAGGCUCGCAUCCAGAUUGCAGAAAUGAAGAAAUUUCAGACAGACGUUUUGUCGAGAAGGUCCAAAAUGCAAGCGCAGUUUGAGCAGCUAGCUUCUGAUAUGGAAAAAGAGGAACGUGACAAAGUGUUCAAAACGAUAGUAGACCUGUACGACGCCAUCGCCGGCGGCUUGGAUCAUAUUCUUGACACCAUGAAGAAAAAUCUGACCGAGAGAGAGAAACUGUUGUGUGAGCUCGCUGGCAUGGACGCCUGGCUCGCGGAAACCCAUGCUGAAAGAGAUCCCUGCAACCACGUGGAGAACGUCUCAAACGCCGACAUCAGGAAGCUGGAAAGUGAGCUGAAGAGUCACAGGAUCGCCACGGCGAAGCUGGAGAGCUCCCUCAAACUGGUGGAGUCGUUGUCAGAUGCCUGCGAGAAAACAUCCACGGGGUUGAGUCCGGGAGAGAGCCGCUAUCUCGUCAACAGAGUUUCGGGCCUUUGGACAGAGUUGGAUGGGUUGCUGGCUCAUGAGAAGGCGACCUGCUGGGAAUUAGAGGAGCUUCUUCACGAGCGGACCUCCUCCGAUCAGGAGCUGUCUUCCAUCCAGGCCAGCUUGAGGCAGAUUUCCGCUGAUCUGGAGCAGCAGACGUUCCCUCUGACAGAAGCGACCCAUUCGGUGAUCGCGCAUUUCAAACACAUGCUGAUGGAGCAUCAGUGUGAAGCGCAAGAACUGAAGCACUGCCAGCAGACCAAGAGAGACUCGCUGCUGUGCUCUAUUGGGGAGUUACAGGACAGGUGCAAAUCUCUCAGCGCAAACACCGUAGAACAGCAGAAGUAUCUCCACCUGAGGAGACAGAUGACUGAAUCGAGGGGUAUUGCAGAGAAACACGUCCAGCGUGCCAAAGACAAAGCGGUCAGUGUUGGAGAGAGGUUUAAAGUCUGCCAAGCACUCCUGGUUGAACUUCCUUUGAUCAAGACUCAAUGCCAGGAGGCGGCAGACCAACUGGAGGCCAUAGCGCCGGAGCUACAGCCGUCUGAUCUCCAGACAGAGAAGGAGAAGAUUCACAGCACCGUGGAGACUCUGGUCUCCUGGGAGCGAUCUGCCACCGAGGACGUCAGAAACCUGGAGACGGAGCUUCUGCUGGAUUUGAGAUUCAACUCUGAGCUUCCCGCCUUUAAAGGAUUCUUAGAAAACACCAGAGCUCAGCUGGAAGAAGCUAAACCAGUGAGUCCGAGUGAAAAAGCAGUAGAUAUUGCAUUACAGCAGUGUUGGGUCAUUUGGAGAAACCUGGAGUCAGGGAUGCGUGUGUUGGAAGGCCUGGGAUGUAAAGAAAACAUCGACAUGAAAGAACACAAACAACUAUAUGCUCUGAGAGAUGCAGUGACGCACGAGUGCCUCUCGCAGAUGGAUAGUUUAUCUCUGGCUAGAGAAUCCCUGAAGGAUUACCAAUGGGCUGCUCAGGGAGCUAUUGCCUUCCUUCAUAAUGCCGAGGCGACCUUCCUGUCAGCCCCCGGAGGCUUUUUGGAUUGUACCGAGGAGCAGCAGCAGACCCAGCAGGCCUUAGAGGCUCUUGAAGACGGCUUUCAAGCUCAUAUUCUCCACCUGAUGGAACGCGUGCCCCAGCAGCGCUGCCUCUCGGCCUCAGAAACCGAUCAGCUGCACAUCGACGUCCUCAGCCAGCUGCUGGUGGGAAGAGCUGUGCUGGAGGCCCAGGCUCAUCUCAGGCUGGAGUCUUUAAAAAGGUGUGAAAUGAGGGAACAAACCCACAGAAAAUGUCACGAGGAAGUGCGUCAACAUCUCUGUGGAAUUGAAGCCCGGCUUACAGACUGCGCCGGACAGCAGGUCACGUCGUAUGAAAAAUGCAUCGCUCAACAAAGACAAGCUCAGCUUCUGAUGGAAGAUGUCGACGGCCUUGCUGUGAAGAUAGAAGAGCUGAGGGCCGGAUGCCCGAUGCAGGGCUGCGGGGUGGGAAAAGACGGAGAGCUGGGCGCCCUUUGGAGGCGCAGGAUGUCUUUACGACGCGGCGUCGGCCUCUUGAUGGCGCACACGGAACAGAGAGGAGAGGAGUGGAAGGACAUCACAGCAAGCAUGGAGCAGUGUUGCAGCUUUCUGGCGAGUCUUCAAGCCGAUGUUCCCGACUCGUCUGCUGUGAGCUUCAGUCAGGAUGAACCGCAGGAACUCCUCGCUCAGGCCGAGAUGCACCAGGCGGGUCUGGAGCAGGAGCAGCAGGCCUUGGCCUCCCUGGAGCAUCGUCUGGAGCACGCCCUGAGCUUAUCCGCCUCCCAAGAGCCCGCCAGCCCCGGGCCUGUUGGGAAAACGCUGGUGAAGAUCCAGGAGAAUGUCAGGAGCUUGAAAGAGCGAAACCUGCUGGUUGUAGCUGCAGCACAGGCAGAAGAGAGGGAGAGACAGCAUGUCCAGGAAGAGAUAGGAAAGGUGGAGAAACACGUCCUCACUAUUCUUCACUCGCUGGAUGAAUGUUCAAGUCCGAGCAAAAGACAGGCGCUCCGUAGGGACUUGCUCUCCCAGAGGACCAAACUUAAAUCCAUCGCCGACGGCCUGCAGAGCCGAUACGCAGAAAUCCCUGCCGAUAUUGGACGGACCAUGCAAGACGUUCAUCUGUCACUGCAGCAAACCGAGGAGAAGCUGAUGGAGAGCAACAGCACAGCGAGGAAGCUGUCCAGCAGAGUGAAGGAGCUGGAUUCUGGCCUGGAGAAAGUCAAGGCAUUACUGGAGAAGGGAAGCCCGACACUAACAGAAGCUCAAAAUGUUCUCAAGUGUGUGUGGGAUGAGCUGGACUCGUGGCACAGCAGCCUGAUGCUUCUGGAGAGCGAGGUGCAGGAUCUCGCAGGGGAGCAACCGGAUCAAGCCCAGCUUCUCAUCGACCAGCUCACGCAGCCGCUGCAGCUCUACCAGAACGCAGCGCAGAUGGCCGAGCAGCGCACCGCCUUCCUCAACAGAAUCCCAGCCUGCCUUCAGGAGUAUGAAGACCUCCUGUUUCGCGCCUCCUGCUGGUUGGACGAGGCUCAGUCGUGGCUCGGCAGUCCCUGCUCAUUCACAACAGCCAGAAGCAUGCAGAACCAUGCCAAGUCUCUGCAGCUGGUCAUGGACGACUCAGAGAGGCUCAGGCGCAACCUGCAGGACUUUGGGUCGGUACUGGAGGAGAUCUCUUGUGUGUGUGACAUGAGAGCCCAGAAAAAACGACUGGACCACAAUGAACAGCAGGUCCAGAAAAUGCAGAGCAGCAUCCUGGAGCCGCUGGAGCAGCUCCUUCAUGCCGUUGGAAUGGUGGAAGCAAUGGAGGCUGAAAUAAAGCCUGUCGAGAAAAACAUCCCUAAAAUCAGAACGAUUUUAUCCUCCAUGGACAUUUCCUACAUCCCUCUGACCGAGCAUCUUCACAAUCGACAGGUGAUCCUGGCCAACGUGCAGUCCAUGCGGAAGACAUUGGAGGCAAUAGAAAGAUCCAAAUUGGAGUUUUUUAUGCCAAAAGGAGCAGAGCAGAGCUUGCUGGUCUUCUCCAGGUGCAGACAGCUCCUGCAGCCCCUGGAGGAGCUGGAACAACUGGCCCAGCAACAAGCCGCUCAGCUGGAGACCAAGAUCAGAGAAGAGGGAGAAACAAACCAGGAUCCUGGCAGGACGAGCGGCUCUAAUGCUGCGGGGGAAAUGCAGCAGCUGUGUGGAUCUCUGCACCGGCGCUUAGUGCAGCAGGAAGCUUUUGAGCGGUCUAAUUCAGAGGAAGAGGAGGAUGAGGAAGACGAGCGUCACUCGUCAUCCUCUGACACACUAACAUGCAGUAUCCCGGAGGACCUGGAGGAGACGUUCAACAGUGAGGAUAUGGCUGAAAUUAACACUGUGUCAGAUGUUCAGGAGUUGGAGCAUCCAGAAAGAACCAACCAGUUUUCUUCUUUAGUGGAAAAGAGCUCAAAAGUCACAGAGGCAAAGGUUUCACCUGUAAAGCCUGAAUUCAGUAUCAGCUUCGGGUCUGAAAGUGCAGAAAAAGAACUUAAAGCUGAUGCAGACAAAGCGUUUAUCCCCAGAGCGGAGCCACUGAACGGCUCGGCCGGUCCAGCCGUUCAGCAGCAGGUUAAAUCUGCGGAGGCGGACCGGCUCGAUUCACCGAAACAUGAAGCCUGUGACGCCGGCGCUCGGACAGAAAGCUUUGGGACCGCAGCCGUGGUUGAAGACACCAGGCUGAUUCCCUCCAGACCCGUAAAUCCAUUCAGUGCCGAAGCAGCGUCGGAGGAGGAGGAGGAGGAGGAAGACGUUUCUCCGUCCACGGCUCCGCAUCCAGAUGUUUGUUUGAGACAGCAGAGUGAGGUUUGCAGCGAUCCCAGCAGUCUGACGGACAAAUCCCAGCAACCUCUAGUGUUUUCUGAGGCGCCAUCCAGCUUUGCUUCACACAAGCAUGAUGAUGAGGAGUUCCAAAGAUGGAGUCAGCUUCAUUCCCAGAUCACAGAAAAACUGAACACUUUGAAAAAAGUGAGCACGGAGCACCAAACGGAAGAUGGAGGGGAUGGUGUAAAGGCUGCAGAGAAGAGUUCACCUGAAACGUCCUCCUCAGUGCUGCAGCAGACGGACGAAUCCAUCAGCAGGCUCAGAGAGAUAGUGAAGCAGGCAGACGGUUCUCAUGCUGGCGUGAAGGCUGAGCUGUAUGAAGCUGUGCGCAGCGUUCUGCUCAGUCUGGACUCUCUGACCAACUUCGCUUUGACUCCCGCCGAUGAAGACAAACCUCAGAUGAGGCGGCUUCAGCAGGAGUGCGUUUCAGCUGAUCUGGCCACUCUGGCAGAGCUCAUGAGUAAAGUGGAGUCGAAGACGAGGUCCGCACUUUCAGAAGAAGACACAGACGCUCGCAGCUGUUUCGCCGGCCUGCAGGACUGUCUUCAUACUGUCCAGCUUGUUCUCACUUCAUCUCGCGAUCAGCUCAGUCAACAACCAGAGGUCAAUAACGAACAGAAGGAGCUCUCACCCGAUCAGAUGUGUCUCCUAGAAGAGCUGGAACUGGGGCAGAACGAGGUCUUUCCAGGUCUCAAGGACGUUCUUAGUUUGGAGUGUGUGCUGGGCAGACAUCUGAGGCAGAGUCCAGGGGAAAAAGCCCAGCUGCAACACGCCUCUCGGUCCUUGCUUCAGGGGAUCGCUCGCCUCCUGGCGCUGGGCGAAGAAUGCAUCAGAGAGCGGCAGACCAGCCCGGUUCACAGCUGCAGUAAACUUCAAGUCGUCCUCUGCAGAGAUAAGAAACUCCUCCAGGUCCUCAGAUCCCAGCUGGCUUUUGUCCGGCAUCUUUUCCAACACGAGCCAGAAGCGCUGGGGCGUCAGGAGGAUCAGCGGGUACAGCUGGAAGUCGGGGCUGAAGCGCUGCUGCAGCAGGCUCUGGAACACGACGUGGCUUCUCAAAGGACGCUCCAGGAGUGGACCCGCUGGGAGGACAGUCGUGGUCAGCUGGGUCGGGUGCUGGAUGAGUCUGAAGCCUUCAUCAGCAGCGGGGAACCGGAGGGAGACGAUGAUGAGGAGUCGGUGCAGCGCAGGCUAGAUGCCUGCCAGCAAACGCUGGCGCAGCUGGAUGAGAGCAGGGCGACUUUAGGACUCCUGCUGGAUCAGGGGAAGCUGCUGCAGGCCCAGCCGGGCUUUUCCGGCCCGGUCGGUCAGACAGGAGGCGCUCUGGAGCUGCGGUGGAGGAGUGCCCACAAGAGGACGCAGCAAGAAAUCCAGCGCUGCAGAGACAUCCAGGAGAGCCGAGCCAGAUUCCAGACUGACUUCAGCUCAGUCAGCGAAUGGCUUCCUGCUGCCGUCCAGCGGCUGGAGACUCUGUCCGGGCGGACAGGAAGCUCUCAGCCAAGCCUGGAGUGUGUGAGAAGACGUUUGAUCCAGCUGCUGGACUUCUCCACGGACGUAGAGGCCAUGUCGGCGCUGAGGGCGUCCGCCUUGAAGAACGCCACCCAGCUCCUCCACCUGAGGGAGGCCGACUGCCCCGAACUGAGGGCUCGGCUCAGCCAGCAGGAGACCAGCUGGAACCAGCUCGCCUCGGACCUGCUGAAGACACAGGAGCAGCUGCAGCAGCAUCUUCUGGCAGAGCAGCUUCCAGCAGAGCUGCUCUCUGAUUUGGAGGAAUGGCUGAAAGAAGCCCAAACUCGCCUGAACCAGGAGAAAGAAAGCGUCCUCAAGGCCGAGAACGCGGCUCAGAUCAACGAAAUCCUGCAGCACUACCAGGCGUUAAAGGCGGCGAUCGCAAAUGGGCAGCUCCUCCUGGACUUCCUGAGCCAGCCCGGGCCUCAGAUGAUGGGAAAAGACGUCCAGGACCGCCGCUCUGAGCGCACAGCGUUCGCAGAGAAACUCGGCACCUGCAGACUGCAUUGGCUGAACCUGCAGGGGGAGCUGCAGAGCCAGAUACGGGAAACUGAAGAAAUGCAUGAAAUCUGUGUGAAAAGAGAGAGACGCUUGCCUCGUCUUCAUGGUUGGUUAAAGCAGCAGAGGAAGCAGCUGGACGAGCUGAAACAACCCACCAGUCAAACUCUGGCUCAUAAGAGUCUGCAGGAGUGGGAGGACGUGGAGGGCAGAGUCGGCGAGGUGGCUGCAGCUCUGCUGGAGCUGAAAGGCAGACGAGCACAAGCUGAAAAGAACAAGGAGCAUCCGUGUGACGUGGCCUUUUCUGAGCAGGCCGAGGCUGUUUGCCAAGAUUGUGAAGAUCUGAGUCGACAGAUGGCAGCUCUCAGACCGGCUCUGCAGCAAACGUUGGAGGAUUGGCACGACUUCCAUGAAAAACUGAGGGAUGUUGCUCUGGACACCACUAGGGGGCGCUGUGCCCUGCAGCAUCAGCGAGCACCUCUUCUCUCACUGAAGCAGGCUGAGGAAUAUUCAGUCUUCCUCCAGCAACUCCAGGAGAAGAUUAAAAGGAGAGAGGAAGCCUGGCGGGCCGUGGAGGAAUCCUCCCAGUGUGUUGGGAAGCGUCUCCAUCACACAGCAGCACAGCGGCUCAGGGAUCAAGUGGAAGAAGAGCAAUCACAAUGGAAGGACCUGAUGCAGGAGCUGAAAGAUGAACACAUGAACGCCGAGAAGAUGCUCCCCCUCUGGCAGCAGUAUGUCGGCCUCUCUGAAAGCUGCUCCGUACAGCUGCAGCAGCUGUGGCAUCAGUGGGAGGAGCUGCCGCGCUCUUCACCCACACCCGAACAGGAGCUUUCCUCAGUCAAGAAGUUGCAGGAUGCUGCAGAAGAGUUGCAGAGCAGCAUGGGAGAUGUGCUGGAGGCGUCCAAGCAUCUGAUUGGACGGCUGGAACCGCCGGCUGUGAAUCUGGUCGUAUCAGAAACCAGACUGCUGUCACGAGACGUCUUGCUCCUGAACAAGGCGAUGUCCGGGAGGCUGAAACGCCUUCAGGAAGAUUCAGAGCAACAUGAGAUAUUUCUCACUCAAUUGGAAGUCCUUGAAAAGGAGACUCAGAGCCUCCAGCAGACACUGGAAGUGGGCGUGCAUGACGCUCACUCCGUUGAGCAGGUUUUCUCGGAGCUCAGCAGCCUGUUUCCGUCACUGGUCGACAUACGAGAGACGAGCACCUGCACGACCCUUAAUGAGGGGGAAACGGACAGGCUGCGCACGCUGAGCAGGGAGUGGAUCAGAGGCGUGGCGCGCACGUGUGAUGUGAUCAGGGAGCUUCAAGCCGAACAUCAACAUUCCCAGAGCUUUCAGGAGAAGAGUGAAAACUUGAAAUCCAUUCAGGAGAAGCUGGAGGGAGAAUCAGAGUGUGACAAAUCUACAAGUUAUUCAGGCCUCCAGGAGAGGAUGGCCACGCAUCAGAGGCUUCAGGCUGAAGUCGUUGUCGGACAUCAGCUUCUGCAGGGCCUUCAGCGUGACGCAGUCCAGUCCCUGGAAAAGGAAGCGGGAGAGGAAAGAUUUGAACUCCUGGAGCAAGUGGCUCGUAUGAAGGAGAGCUGGCGCGACUGUUUGGCUUCGACUGAGCGGAACUGGGUGUCGAUAAAGGAACAGCUGCAUCAGUGGAAGCUCUACCGUCAGGGAUCGAAACGGCUCCAGAAGCUGCUCACGGAGAUGGACUCAGUGCUGCCUCCUACUGGAAUCUCUGUAUUCACGCUGCAUCAACUGUUGGGUUCCCUGAACGAUUACCAGCAUGUGAACGAGUCCCUGGAUCUGCUCUAUCCUGUGUACGCUCAAACACUGGAGGCCGGUAAACACUUGUGUGAAACCCUGACAGAGUCGGACUGUCAGAGUGGACUGCAGUCAGAGCUCCAGGCCAUGACGGAGGCCUGGGAGCGAGCCUCCCUGCUGAGAAGAAGAAGAGACCACGUUAACGCAACUGUUCAGAUGUGGACUUCAUGUCAGGAUGGAAUCGACAACACUGUGUCUGAACUGAAGGAGCUGGAGCUGAAGAAACCAGACGACUCUCAGGAUGAGGCAUAUAUCCAGGAGACGGAGCUGUCCCUGCAGCGUCUGUCCGGCGGAUUGAGGGAGCUGGCCACCAUGAAGACGGACCUGUCACAGUACGUCGCGGCCAGUGACUCGGCUCUGCUGGAGCAGCAGCUGGAGCAGCUCCACGGCCAGUGGGAAGAACUCUGCAUGAAGGUUUCGUUGCGCCGGCAAGAAAUCGCAGACCGGCUGAACGCCUGGACCAUCUUCAACGACAAGAACAAAGAGUUUUGCGAUUGGCUGACUCAGAUGGAGAACAAGGUUUGCCACAGCGGAGAUCUGAGCAUUGAGGAAAUGGUGGAGAAACUGAAAAAGGACUGCAUGGAGGAAAUCAACCUGUUCAGCGAGAACAAGAGCCACCUGAAGCACCUGGGCGAGCAGCUGCUGCUGGCCAGCGACGAGGCGAAGCAGACGCAGGUCCGCGGCUCCUUGCACGAGGUCAACCAGCACUGGCACAGCCUCUUCUGCCACAUCGAAGCCAGGGUGAAGAAGCUGAAGGAGACCCUGGUGACGGUGCAGCAGCUGGAUAAGAACAUGAGCAACCUCCGCUCGUGGCUCUCUCGCAUCGAGGCUGAGCUCUCCAGGCCCGUCACCUACAGCGUCUGCCACGAGCAGGAGAUCCAGAAGAGGCUGGCCGAGCAGCUGGAGCUGCAGAGGGACAUCGAGCAGCACACGGAGGGCGUCGCGUCGGUGCUCAACCUGUGCGACGUCCUGCUGCGGGACGAAGACGCUGCCGGCGGCGGCAGCGAGGUGGAGAGCGACUCCCUGCAGGAGACCAGCCGCAGCCUGGACCAGCGCUGGAGGACCAUCUGUGCCAUGGCGCUGGACCGGAGGCUCAGGAUCGAGGAAACAUGGACACUGUGGUGCAAAUUCCUCAAUGACUACUCCCGCUUCGAGGAUUGGCUCAAGAUGGCCGAGCGAACCGCUGCCAACCCCAACUCUGCAGACGUCCUUUUCACUGUCGCCAAAGAGGAGCUCAAGAAGUUCGAGGGUUUCCAGAGGCAGGUUCAUGAGCGGCUGACCCAGCUGGAGCUGGUGAACAAUCAGUACCGCCGUCUGGCCCGGGAGAACCGGACCGACCGGGCCAGCCAGCUCCGAGCCAUGGUCCACGAGGGCAACAGGAGGUGGGACGCCCUGCACCGCAGGGUGGCCGCCAUCCUCCGCAGGCUCAAGCAUUUCACCGGCCAGAGGGAGGAGUUCGAGGGGCUCAGGGAGAGCAUGCUGGUGUGGCUGACCGAGCUCGACCUGCAGCUCACCAACGUGGAGCACUUCUCCGAGAGCGACGUCCAUCAGAAGAUCCAGCAGCUCAACAGUUUCCAGAAGGAGAUCACCCUGAACACCGAGCGCAUUGACGGACUGAUCGUGUUUGGAGAGGGUCUGAUCCAGAAGAGCUCGCCGCAGGACGCGGCGCUGAUAGAGGACGAGCUGGAGGAGCUGCACUCCUACUGCCAGGAGGUUUUCAGCAGGCUGGUCCGCUUCCACCAGCGCCUCAGUCAACCCACAACAAUUAAAGAAGAGCCGGAGCUCUCAGGUACCAGCUUCUCCCUGGAGUCAAGCUUGGAGCUGAUUGGCCGGCCGCUGCUGGGGCGGAGCUUAGGGAGCCUCCCGGCCACGCCCACCCACCUGCUGGCCUCCCCCCUGGAGCGUUCGGGACGGGAGACGCCGAUGAGCGUGGAGUCCCUGCCUCUGGAGUGGGAUCACACCGGGGACGUCGGAGGGUCGUCGUCACACGAGGACGACGAGGAGGAGGAGGAAGAGCACGAAGAGGAAGGGGCUUAUUUCAGUGCUCUGUCAGAGGUAACUGCGAGGCAGGAGGAGUUUGUCGAAGCGUCGGACGCCCCGCAGGCCUCCUCCUCCUCCUCACUGGUCCCAAGCAGGUCGAUGGCCGUGCACGAGCCCCCAAGAUGGCGCCCGUCUGGAGAGACUGGCGGCGACCCCGACGCUUCACCCACUCUCACCAGCACCCCUCUGAAGCCGGGCUACCUGCGCCUCAUGUCGCAGUGCAGCGGCAGCAUCGAGAACAUCAAGAGACUCUCACUGAUGCUGGACGACGAGGAGCCGCCGGAGGAGUUCGGGUUGACGGGCCUGACUGCGUCGGACAAACAGUCAGGUGUGAUCGAACGCUGGGAGCUGCUCCAGGCUCAGUCCAGGCGCGUCCAGCCGGACAGCCCUCAGGAGCCUCCACAGCUCCAGGCUCAGCUCCACGACGUCACUUCCUGGUUGGAGAGCGUGACGCCGGAGCUGGACCGCCUGCAGCGGUCCGAGCCGGCAGCCAGCAUCCAGGACAUGGAGGCCCGAGCCAAAGAGCUGAAGGAGAUGCAGAAAAUGUUUGCACGCUACAAAUCCAUCAUGCUGUCAGUCAACCUGCGGGCCGAAGAGGCUCCAGAGCUGCAGGAGAGGCUGACGGGCGUGAACAGAGGCUGGAGCAGGGCGUGCACUCGCCUCCAGCAGUGGGACACCGGCCUGAGGAAGACGCUGCUGCGCUGCCAGGAGUUUCAUGAAACGCUCCACUCUCUGCUGCUGUGGUUGGCUCACGCAGAGAGCCGGCGCUACGCCGUGGACAUCAGCCACCCGGACACGAGCGCUAGAGCUCUGCAGCAACACAGGAACACGCUCACUGAGCUGCAGGACGAGCUGCGGAGCCGGCAGACCCAGCAGGCCUCCCUGCAGGCGCUGUGGUCUCAGCUCCAGCCGGCGGACGGGGCGGAGGAGAGCGACGAGGCCCAGGAGAAGCUCCACGUGACGGGAAACAAGCUGAAGCUCCUCCUGAGGCAGGUGGACCAGGACCUCAGCAGCCUGCAGCAGCGCCUGGAUUCGGCGUCGGCCGUCCAAAACGCCCCCGCAGAUCCUUCUCAGGAGGCUGAACUCUCACAGACGACAUCUUCCCCUCAGAGGGAAAGGCGAGAGUCCUCGCCGCCUCGCUCCUUCUUCUACCGGGUGCUGCGCGCCGCCUUCCCCCUCCACCUCUUCCUGCUGCUCCUGCUGCUGCUCCCCUGUCUGAUCCCCAUGUCGGAGGGCGACGCCAGCUGCACCGUCACCAACAACUUCGCCCGCUCCUUCUACCCCAUGCUACACUACACCAACGGGCCGCCGCCCACCUGAACGCUCCGUCCGUCAGCCACAACGUACAGAACACACAGAUAGACACGGGACGCCUUCUUCUUCUUCUCUUGCACUAAAACGUUUUGACAAAUAUCACAGAUUUUAUCUUCCAAAGUCCGUAAAUUGUAUGAAAGCGUCUGUUUCUCAAGAGUUGAUCCCACAGCUAAGUUCAUACAAUCUCUCAUUUAAAAAACACAUUAUUUUAACCAAUAAUUUGAAAAGAUGAAUUGUAAUAGUUUUUUAUAGAACUUCCGCAGUGUCUUCAGAUGAGGGACGAAUGAGUUUAAUUUACCACUAACAGCGUCAAGUAAAAUAGUUUUAUCAGACAGUGUUUUAUGUCAGAGAACGAACUAAUAUAUUCCAGCGAAGUGCAGUGGAUUCCAAGAGGAGUGUUGAGUUAUCAUGAAACUCACUGUUUUUGUUUUUACUGCUACGUUAUCGAGUUCCUACUAACAAAGUCACUGCUUUGCUUCUAAUUUCUUGUUUCGAAUUCGUAGGAUGACAGUCACUGAGCUCAGUACUCUUUAGAUUUGCAUAUUCAUACAGGUGCGUGUUAAAAAAAUUAGAAUAUCAUUCAAAUGCUUUCUCAGUUAUUUCCACACUCAUAUUAAAGCCUGAUUAUGCGCCAUAUUUAGCGUUUUCCAAUAUUUUACUCAUGAGAUAUAAUUAAAAAUCAGGCCUAAAUUGGUUCACGAAAUGUAGAAUAAACAAAAAUCUAAAUAAUAUAAAUACAAGUUUCACCUUUUGAACUGGAUUACAGGAAUAAUUAAGUUUUCAUUUGUUUUUUUGAGAUGCACCUGUAUUUAUUUUAUAUGAACAUUUCAUUUUGACUGAUCUCACUGUUUUUACAACAAAAGAAUGACACUGGAUGAAUUUGAAUGUACUCUGUAAAAGGCCAACAGAAGAAAAAAGUCAUUUUUAUACUUAUAUAUAUUCAUAUUUUUGUAGAAAUGAGUAGAUUGUGAGCAGAAAUUUCCAAAUCUCCUGGUGCACUGUUGAAACAUUAGAUCUAGCUGGAUGUUUAUGUACAGAUUGUUUUAAUAUAAUGCUUUAUUUAUAACUUCAGUGGGUGGAUUUAUGGUCAAGAGUUUUUGGUAGUAAAUAAUAAUUGUCUCUGCUUCACUGCGCACGACUUUUUUAUGUUUUUGUUCCCUGGCAAGCAGCCUUUUGAAACAUUAAUACCAGAACAUACUGAAGUAAAUGCAGCUCAGAUUUCCAACCUGAGUUUGAAUAAUUGCAACUGUAUUCCUAAAGUCAGACUUCAGUCUGUGGUGGAAUUAAAAGCAGAAAUUUGGAUUAAGCUCAUUUGUGGAGUUUGCAUAUUCUCCAUUUCCUUUCUCUUUGUACUUCAUGGUGAAAAACCUUAUCUGAGUCAGUCAGGAUCAACUCCAGCACGCCAUGGGUGACAUCUAAAAACCCACAAAAUCCUAACUGUAAAAAAAAUCAUAUUUUACCUUAAUUUUUACUCAAAAUCUGAUAAAUGACUGAAGAACAGCCACGAGUACUGGGAUUUCCACAACACAGACUAUUCUAAGCCCGGGUUGUUUUCCAGCUAAUAGUGAAACAACAAAUGAUGAAACU
Messenger RNA from Salarias fasciatus (jewelled blenny), 14237 nucleotides. Its product is annotated as nesprin-2-like. The transcript has 66 exons. NCBI's taxonomy places the organism in Eukaryota, Metazoa, Chordata, Actinopteri, Blenniiformes, Blenniidae. Gene Ontology annotation, cellular component: membrane. Gene Ontology annotation, molecular function: protein binding. The record is from RefSeq and is a predicted model, not a curated record. Bases 18 to 12656 code for a protein of 4212 amino acids.